GGUUGCAGCGACUAAGCUUUUGCUUCGCGUUUCCGAUUGAUUUUAAUUCUUUCUCGGAAAAUUUGCAAUUUAAAUUCGCUCGAUUGCGUUCUGAAAAUUCGAAAAAUUUUCGUUAGUGCUUGAAGGAAUAAGUUUACUCGAAACUGAAAGAGUGUUUCCCGUGCUUAUCCACAAAAACUUUCCUCGUGGUUUUUUGUUUUCUGCUUCCGUCAAAAAUGCUCUCGUCGGUUCCGCGAUGGGCGCGUGUGUCCGCGGCGGUACUCGCAGUCGGUAUCGGUUCGGAAGUGCUCUACGAAGUGUACUCGAUUUGUAUGUCCGCUUUUGCUCGACGUCGGGCCCGGCGGCGUGCUCUCUGCCAGCUGACCGAGGUUUACUUCGCGAACGAACGCAGUUGCCAGGCGAACGAACCGGGUACAACGAUGACCAGUUUUACCACGGAACAUGUGCGGCGGCUCGUUGCACUUCUCGAUCGGGCUCGGGUUUCGGUAAACCUGUGUAUGUACAUCGUUACGGUCGAUAGUAUCGGCGACGCGGUACUGCGGGCUGCGAAACGAGGCGUCCGCGUUUGUGUCGUCGGGUGUUCAUCAAUGGCGUACAGUUCCGGAUCGCAGAUGACCAGAUUGGUGCAAGCAGGAAUCCCAGUGCGUUUCAACAAGAAGGAUGCAGCCUAUUUGAUGCACCAUAAGUUUUGUCUGAUCGAUACCGAUUGGCUGUGUGCGCGGUGCUAUCAUAGUGAAAGAGUGCGCAAAUCUGGAUUCUGCUGUGGUGUACCCAGCCCACUUCCGGCGGCGCCUGCUGCUAGUGUAGCCAAUGGUGGUGGGGGUGGUAACGGCAGUGGGACGGUCAGUCCUACUGCCGGCAGCAGCAAAGUGCCUUGUGUUGAUGAUGGUUCCCGGUGUGUGCGCUGCGAUCCGAAGAAGAAAAAGGACGUAGAGGAGCGUAAGCUUCGGGAAGCGGCCACCGAGCCGUUUCCACUGGGGGGUAUAGUGAUCAGUGGGUCCACUAAUUGGACCAUGCAGGCGCUCUCGAGCAAUUGGGAUAAUAUGGUGCUGACCUCUCUGCCGGAGCUGGUCGUACCGUUCCAGAUGGAGUUUCAGCGCCUGUGGAAGGAGUUUGGACGACUGCGACCGCUAAUGGCCGAAGUUGCUCCCCCGGCUGCGACGGGUGGCACUGCUUCAGGUCAACAGCCGUAGAGUGUUGGCGAUUUUAUUGAAGGUACUACCCUCGCAAUGAUAAAAAUAUUUUCAUCUCCGGACAGGAUAAAAUCUUUAAAAGUGACUCCAUUUCAGUUCACAAAGUUAACUCGGU
Molecule: messenger RNA, 1308 nt
Organism: Sabethes cyaneus
Lineage: Eukaryota; Metazoa; Arthropoda; Insecta; Diptera; Culicidae
Gene: zuc
Product: mitochondrial cardiolipin hydrolase
Exons: 3
Coding region: 216-1193 (325 amino acids)
Biological process (GO): piRNA processing
Cellular component (GO): mitochondrion
Molecular function (GO): RNA endonuclease activity producing 5'-phosphomonoesters, hydrolytic mechanism
Source: RefSeq, a predicted model, not a curated record